GGUGACUCUGAACAGAACAAACGUCUCUCCAAAAAUCUCAUCAGCCUUCCUGGCAGCAAUCUCAUCAGCAUUCCUGGCAGCAAUCUCAUCAGCUUCCUGGCAGCAAUCUCAUCAGCUUUACUUAGCUGCAGCUCUAGUUACGGAGGGACGCUUUCACACCUGGAUGUCAUCAGAAUCUCAGCUCACAGGGCCCCUUAUUCACCAUGCUCCAAAACAUGGCUUCUCUCUUUCCUUCCUGUUCUCUCCAACUCUGUGUGCAAAAAAACCCCACCUAUUCAUGAAUAUACAAAUAUCUAUGCAGUUUGA
Staurois parvus is the source of this 306-nucleotide messenger RNA. Lineage: Eukaryota; Metazoa; Chordata; Amphibia; Anura; Ranidae. The record is from the annotation of a GenBank genome assembly.